Molecule: messenger RNA, 717 nt
Organism: Acytostelium subglobosum LB1
Lineage: Eukaryota; Evosea; Eumycetozoa; Acytosteliales; Acytosteliaceae
Exons: 3
Biological process (GO): spliceosomal complex assembly
Cellular component (GO): catalytic step 2 spliceosome; U2-type prespliceosome; U2 snRNP
Molecular function (GO): zinc ion binding; nucleic acid binding
Source: RefSeq, a predicted model, not a curated record
AUGUCAGAGUUUGGAAAAGCAGGUGGUGGAGGAUUACAGAGUUCACAAUAUGAUAAUGUAGAUAGACGUGAACGAUUGAAACAGAUCGCUUUGGACAUGGUCGACGUGUCAAAGGAUCCAUAUAUCAUAUCAAAUCAUCUGGGAACUUAUGAUUGCAGACUCUGUCUGACCGUACACAAUAACAUUGGCAACUAUCUAGCGCAUACACAAGGAAAGAAGCAUCAGACCAACCUCGCACGUCGAGCUGCGCGCGAACAACGCGAUAACCCUGGUACAGGCAGGCUCUCAACUCUGUCAAGACCAAGGAUCAUACCAAAGAAGACUAUAAAGAUUGGAAGACCUGGAUAUAAGAUUAUAAAACAACGCGACCCGGAGACGGGACAGCUGAGUCUGCUGUUUCAGAUUGACUAUCCAGAGAUUGAACCUGGCGUGCAACCAAGGUACCAGUUCAUGUCAUCGUUUGUACAAAAGAUUGAGGUGCCCAACAGAGAUGUACAAUACCUGUUGUUCGCGGCUGAGCCCUACGAGACCAUCGCUUUCAAGAUUCCAAACAAGAAGAUCGACAGGACCACAGGUCCCGAUGGCAAGUUCUUCACUCACUGGGACAGACAGAGAUUAUCAUUUACAGUUCAACUUUACUUUGAGGAGUCUCACAACAUUGAAACUGAUGGCAAUAUCAUGAAUCCACAUCAAGAUCGUGUUGAACGUAUAAUGGAA